Messenger RNA from Harmonia axyridis, 1375 nucleotides. RefSeq names its product 52 kDa repressor of the inhibitor of the protein kinase-like. The transcript has 3 exons. NCBI's taxonomy places the organism in Eukaryota, Metazoa, Arthropoda, Insecta, Coleoptera, Coccinellidae. Gene Ontology annotation, molecular function: sequence-specific DNA binding. Bases 222 to 602 code for a protein of 126 amino acids. The record is from RefSeq and is a predicted model, not a curated record.
GAAAUCACAUUUCUUCAAACAUCUUUUGGGCAAAGAUUAAUCUAAUCUAAUCUUUGCUUUUGGGUUAAAUCUUUGUUUGUAAACGUGCUGUGUUUUUUUAGUCUUUGGGUGAUGUCUUGUGGCAUAUUACAAGGACGUUAUAGUAAUUGUUGUGGUUAUUAAGCACACGUGUUAUUGAACUGUUCAUCAAAGAUUAAUAUUAAUUUGCUGUUCUUGUCAAGAUGAGUCGUGGUUCAUAUUGUUUGGUAUUAACCUGCCCGAACAAUAAAAAUAAAAACCCAAAGCUCGCGUUUUUUACAUUACCGAAGGACAUGAAAAUUGCCAAAAGAUGGAUCGAAUUCUCUGGACGCAAAGAUCUUGACCUGGGUGCUUCGAAAGACUAUAGAAUGUGUAGUGAGCAUUUUACAGAAAACCAGUUCAAAUGUAUAAAUCCACGGACAUUGCUUUGGCGUGGAAGUAUUCCUCAUGUGAAUGAACCUAAAUCAGAUGUUCUUCCUGAAUCAGAGUCUGAGAUGAUCAUCCAUGAAGAAACUGUUCAAACGGAUCAAAACGUACCUCUAUCUAAUAUUGAAAGAUUCUGCGGUUGCUGUGAAAUCAAAUGAUAAUUUUAGAAAAAAGGACACAUGAAUGCAAAUCAUGCAAUCAGAUGAAAUUGUUUUUCGUUUUUCUAGAUGUUACACUGGAAUCAGAAGGUUUCAUAGAAGCAACUAGUAGUUCGGCCACCCCCAAACGUAGUGGUAGUAAGCUGAGCCCCUUAACCAACCAGAGAAUUAAAAGAAUGAAGGCUUAAAUCAAUUCUUUGAAGUGCAAAAUAUUUAGGCGUAAAGUUCCCCACUGUUUUUGCAAAGGAACACCCAUCGGGGCUACCAAUAGAACAAAUAUCUCACGAUACCUUUCCAAAGAUGCUCAUAAUAUUAUUUUUGCUAAAGAGUUGAAAGCAAACUUUGCUAAUAAAUUCAACAGAAGAUAUGAUGAUGACUUGAAAGAAAUGUGCUUGUUAUGGUAUUAUGCUUCACCAAAGGGUUAUAAAGCAUUAUCCAAAUCACUCAACUUACCCACUGUUAGGACUUUGAGAAAUUGGUAGGCGAAGCUUAAAAUUUCUCCUGGUAUAAGUCCAGCCAUAGAGGAAUCGCUCAAAAUUCAUUUUAAGAAUUGUACAGACCAAAAAAGAAAAAUAUGCAUAUUAAUUUUUGACGAAAUUUCUCUAAGUGAAGAGAUUCAUUAUAAUAGGGCGACAGAUAGAGUAAUUGGAGUUGUUGAUACUGGCAACAUAAGGAGAAAUGAGAAGGCUACGUCUGCACUUGUCUGUAUGGUAAGGGGCAUCGUUUAUAAUUGGAAAUUCACUUUGGGGUACUGGUUUUUGGGCCGUACGGCC